Messenger RNA from Ectocarpus sp. CCAP 1310/34, 3760 nucleotides. Lineage: Eukaryota; Phaeophyceae; Ectocarpales; Ectocarpaceae. The record is from the annotation of a GenBank genome assembly.
UUCAGUGGUGCCAUGUUCCAUGAGAAUUUUCGUACAAGAUGCCACGCUGAGCCCUUGGAACCAAAUGCCGAAGAGGGUCAGAGCUACGGAGAGGGUCCCCCUCUCCCCACACCACACACCGUUCGGCAGGCGGAAGUUGAUCGUUUGUUCGCUUCCUGCUUCUCCGUGUUCAACUGCCCCUGCUGCUGCCAACGAAGAAGCGGAAAGCGCCCAAGGGCUCACGCACGUUAACGAUGAAGGCUUUCUUCGGCAUUACAUUACUACUCGCGGCCUCCCCUCCCUCUCUGGGCGCCGCCAGCAACGAGGAACACCAACCUACUCAUCCUCUCCUGAGCGGGAGCGUAUGCAGGGUCAGAGACUCUCUGGACUUUCUAAGCCCGACCGAGCGUGCCAAGGUUACCCUCCAGAAGCGGGUUGACACGGCGAAGGAAGAGUUCCAGGUCGGCCCCACCUGCCACAUCACCAACGGAGACGAGACCAACGUUCCGGACUUCAUCGGCCAGUUCCACAAGUCGCUCCCUCACGACGAGUUCGGGACGGUGAGCAAGACGUCCUACCAGAAACUUCUCGACUGCGUCUUCUCGGCAGAUGUGAACGUUUGCGACCAGGUGCCCUCGGGGGCCAGCGCCAGGGGGGCCAAGAUGAUAAACCCGCUCGGUGGCACCGCACACCAGGUCGACGGCGCUGACAGCGACAACGUCUUCAUCACCACGCCCGACGGCGUGUUGUCCGAAGAACUGGCCGCGCAAAUGGUCGAGGUGUACUGGAUGGCCCUCACUCGAGACAUCCCUUUCAGCGAAUUCGCGACGAAUUCCCUCGUCCGCGCCGCUGCAGAAAACCUCGAGAGGCUCCCGGCGUUCAAAGGCCUCAACAUCCCCAAGAGCGCGGGUGGAAAGAUCGAUCCGAUGCAGGACCUGUUCCGAACGGAUUGGCCCGGCGUGACGGUCGGCCCCGUGGUCUCGCAACUCCUUCUCUCGGACUUCGCGAUCGACAACAUUAUCGUACCGCCGAAGCAGGUCACCCUGGUCAAGGAGAUGGACUACAUGACUACCUUCCAGGACUGGCUUGAUGUUCAGAACGGCGCCUCCAAGGUCAAGACGGAGUUCGUCGACGAGGACAAGCCGCUCUUCAUCCGGAACGGCCGCGACCUGGCCGCGCUCGCCUUCACCGACCGCCUCUACACCGAGGCGUUCCGCGCCGCAUUGGUUAUGUUCCGCCAGGGCAUCCUCUCCAGCGCCGAGGGCCCGUACUCCGCCUCCGAGCGGCAGGUCGGCUUCGCCACCUUCGGGGAGCCGCAUAUCCUCACCUCCCUCGCGGCCUCCAGCUCCUCCACUCGGCACGCGUGGUACGCCAAGUGGCAAGUGCACCGCGUGCUAAGGCCCGAGGCGUACGGGGGCCUGGUACACAACACGCUCACCGGUCGACUGCACACAUCCCUGCCCAAGACUAUCCUCCAGAACACGGAGCUGCUGAACCGAGUCAAGACGCAUAACGCCAAAUGCAACGGCGACGGCAAGGGGGGGCACGGAGACGGGACGUACCUGCUCCCCAUGGCCGUCGCCGAGGGGUCACCCGUUCACCCGGCCUACCCAAGCGGACACGCGAUCAAUCUUGGUGCCUACAUCACCACGCUCAAGGCGUUCCUCGGCUUCGAGCUCGGACAGAGGUGCUACCUUGGGGACUUAGUGGUGUCCAACGACGAAGGCACCAAGCGCAUCGAGUACGUCCCGCGCAAGGGAGAAACGUGCAUCGAUCAGAACGGGAGGGAGGUCCAGGGACUCACGUACGAGGGCGAGCUCAACAAGGUGGCGUCCAACGUGAUCAUCGGCAGGUCUCACAUCGGCGUACACUACCGGAUGGACGGCGUGUACGGCGCCCUGAUGGGCGAGACUAGCGCUGUCCGCCGGCUGCAGCAGGAACUGCCCAACCUAUCGGAGGCCCGUGACACCAAGGGCAGCAUCCCGCCGGCCUCGUACAAGUUCCGCCUGUACAGCGGGACAGUUCUGGAGCUGCUCGCCAAGGACAUCUUCAAGCUAGACGGGCGGACGUGCAAGGGUCUUUACACAGGAGACGACUUCUGUGAUGAGCACCAUGAAGGCGGCCACAAUCUGGAGCACCUCGUGAAAAAGGGUGGUGACUUUUCUUUCCACACCGAGCUCUGAGCUCCAAUGGAUGAAGACGGGGUUUCGACGCGACCCUGAAAGGAUAAAGCUGUUACAGGGUGCCACGGUAGCUCAAAGAGCGUGCCAAAAACCGUUUGUAAGGAGAUGGGCGUGUGAAUAUGCUGUAGUGAACACCGGAGCACCGCGACAGCGGCCCAGAAACAGAAUACGGCACCAUGUCGGCAUCACUAUACACGUUCUGCCAGCAUAUACACGUACGGCUAGGUAGUUCAGGUAUGCCUUGACUGUCGUAUGCUGUCUGCGCUACAUCCUGUUGUAGUCGUGGGGGGGAAUUGGAUGGCAUACUGUAAGUAUCCAGUUCUCAGUAUGUUGGAGGCCUGGGUGAUGGCCAGUGGGGGGAACCACACGUGCCGUACCAAGUACGGUGUCAUCGCCGACGUAAUUAUAUCAUUGUGGCGGCAGUAGUGUUGUCAGCGGAUCCGAGGGAAAGCAUUUGUGACGGUCUCCACUCUAAGCCGAACCUCAUACACCCACACCGGCGCAUGUUUUCGCGUGCAGCCUUCGCUUGCCGGUGCAUCGCCGGCGUGCUGACGCACUUGUAAGAAAUCACCCCUUCGAUGGCCAGAAAAUAGUAGCAUCCGCAAUGAUUGUGGCUUAGGGUUCUUGUCUUCACCAAGGAUAUGGUGCAUCCGCGCUGAUGGAGUAGGUGAAAGUGGUUCUGGAAUGGAAUGAAUGUAGAGUGAAACAAUGUGAACGUGUGGGAUGAAUGUCGAGUGAAAACAUGUGGGGUCCCGCACGGGUGGAGUUGAAUUCGGUUGCUAUUGUUGUAUAAAAGUUGGCAAGAAUUUUUCAGCCAUCUCCAGGGGGGGAAGUAAACGAUUCAGGAAAAUCUUGAGGGAAAAUGGAAUCACACUUGGGUGGUGGAGUCGGCUUGCUUGUUGUCAAAAACAUGAUUCUAAAUGAUUCAGCCGGCUUCUGGUGAAAGAUUGUGGUGUCGAAUGAAUCUCGAGUCGAACUGGGUCACGUGGACAAUAGAGUGAAACGAUCUUCGAAAAUUGUGAUCAAGGCCAACUAUGAAAGUUCUUUCCGGUUCACAUGCAGCGAACAGCUUUUGUCAAACUAGUGACGCCGUCGACAAGACGUGGCCAAAUAGGACGCGCACCAUACAUGGCGGAUCACGGGGCAUUGGGUUUUGAUGUAGUUUAUCUCCUUGUUGAUACAAUAUCGCAGCUUCCAACGUUGCUCAUCUCUCGUUGCAGUCUCGGCACACGGUGUGUUCGGUAGAAGUAGGGCUUGGAGUCUAUCGCUUGAUGUAUUGUAAAUCUUGAUACAAGGGUGGAUGGCGGAAUAUUGAGACGCCGAUGGGAGGAACGAUGCUGGUUGCCAGUGAAAGUUUUUUCUCAAGACUUUUGAGUAUCACAAACAGUUUUUUUUACAACAGCUUUCCACAAGCCCCAUUCACCACGCGUCGUCUCUCAUGAAAAGAACGUGGACGUCAACAUUGCAGUGUCGGCUACCUUCGUUGAGAGAGCUUUCGAAUGGGCCGCAGAACCCGGCGCUAUGCGUUUCACCCCACCUUGCGGCCGAGGAGAAACGCACGGUACGGACUGGAGCGCAUCCCCCGUUGUCCUUGAUCC